AAAUUAUGAUCGGCACUUGUAGCUGCAAAGAAGAAAUAAAAAUGCAAGCCAAUGCAGUUCUUAUACACAAAUCUACAGCUUCUCCCUUUUUUUACACUCCACGUAAUACCGCAUUCUCGUAAAUGAUAUGACCAUACAAGUUCAAUCAAAAUCGUCUUGAAACGCCUUUGUGAGGUUCAUGAAUUAAGUGCUGGUCCCUGCUAAAAGACGUGCAGGGGCUAUCGAUGCCAGAUGGACUCCUCCCCUGGCAACUACCACUUACCUUUUCAGGAUUAUUUCUAAAUAAUUUGUACAAGUUGUAAAUUGUUUGAAAUUAUAUAGAGAGAAAAAAGUUCCCCAAAUGCAAGAAAUUGCCAACUGAUCAGCAGCAAGGAGCGUGUGCUGUGAAUUUCUUCUGCUUUGUUUGGAUUAAAUUAAGAAUUCUCUUUCUCUCUCUCCCCAUCAGAGAUUUGAUUAUUUUGGCUUCUCCAACUUAGACAUGGGAGAGGCUCAAGAAGUGCAACCGCACAUCCCUGAUACAACCAAGAAAUGCAACUACGAGCAAUACGAGUUAUUAAUCUUGUACCAGUUAUACUAUAUGUUCCCUUGCCAGGGCAGGAAGCUAAAGAGGGAACCCCAACUGAGCACUCAAAUGUAGCCAACCAGCCAAUAGCCCUUCAACAAAAGAACUUUAGCUGGUGGCUCCGAAUAGCCAUCUUCACAUUCUUCCUUCUUGCAGGCCAGACAGUGGCUACAAUCUUGGGAAGAUUGUAUUAUGACAAAGGUGGAAACAGCAGGUGGAUGGGAACGUUGGCGCAAACUGCUGCCUGCCCUCUUAUCUUUCUCCUUUACUUCAUAUCACCACUCAACAAUCCCCCCACAAAAGAUAUCAACUCAAAUUCACCAUCUACUUUGGUGCUUCUAUUGAUUUAUAUCAUAUUUGGGGCAUUUCUAGCAGCAAAUAGCACACUUUAUUCACUGGGGCUCCAGUACUUGCCAGUGUCUACCUACACUCUAAUAUGCGCAUCACAGUUGGGCUUCAAUGCUUUAUUUUCCUUCUUUAUCAAUUCCCAAAAGUUUACUCCUUUCAUUAUCAAUUCUGUAGUUCUUCUCACAAUCUCAUCUACCCUCCUUGUAUUCCACAAUGACUCUACAGAAUCAAAACAUGUCUCCAAAAGGAAGUAUGUGAUUGGCUUUACAUGCACUGUUGGUGCUUCUGCUGGGUAUGCGUUGAUGCUUUCUCUAGUACAAUUCUGUUUCAGAAAAGUGUUAAAACAGGAAAAUUUCAAGGUGGUUUUGGAUAUGGUUUUCUACCCAUCACUAGUUGCCACUCUAGCUAUCCUGGUGGGACUUUUCGCGAGUGGCCCAUGGAAGGGAUUAAGGAGAGAUAUGGAGGAAUUUGAACUGGGAAAGGUUUCCUACAUGAUGACUUUGAUCUGGACUGCUAUUGGUUGGCAGGUUUUCAAUAUUGGCUCUAUAGGAUUGAUCUUUGAAGUUUCUUCACUCUUCUCUAAUGUCAUCAGUACUUUUGGUCUGCCUACUGUUCCUGUGCUGGCUGUCUUCAUUUUCCAUGAAAAAAUGGAUGGUUUGAAAGUGAUUGCAUUGGUUUUGGAUAUGUGGGGAUUUGUUUCAUAUGUGUAUCAGCACUAUCUUGAUGAACAUAAGUGCAAGACUGAAAUAAACAAUGUCUGUGAAUAGCGGGUGAUAGUGGUUGUCGAAACCUUCAAAAAUAAAUCUAUUAUCAACCAACAAAAUAAUUUGGCAAUAGGGUCGAACCACAAGAAUUUGACACUUACGAAUUUUCCUAUUAAUAACUUGGACAAGUAAAUAACAAAUAAUUAAAAGAGGGGGUUUUGAUUUGAUGAGUUAAUAUUAAAUAGCAAGAGAAAACAAUAAU
Molecule: messenger RNA, 1876 nt
Organism: Manihot esculenta (cassava)
Lineage: Eukaryota; Viridiplantae; Streptophyta; Magnoliopsida; Malpighiales; Euphorbiaceae
Product: probable purine permease 10
Exons: 2
Coding region: 529-1677 (382 amino acids)
Cellular component (GO): membrane
Molecular function (GO): purine nucleoside transmembrane transporter activity
Source: RefSeq, a predicted model, not a curated record